This is a messenger RNA of Nelumbo nucifera (sacred lotus), 1692 nucleotides long. RefSeq names its product methionine gamma-lyase (gene MGL). The record is from RefSeq and is a predicted model, not a curated record. Gene Ontology annotation, biological process: transsulfuration. NCBI's taxonomy places the organism in Eukaryota, Viridiplantae, Streptophyta, Magnoliopsida, Proteales, Nelumbonaceae. Gene Ontology annotation, cellular component: cytoplasm. Gene Ontology annotation, molecular function: pyridoxal phosphate binding; carbon-sulfur lyase activity.
AGCUCUUAUCCCCCAGCCAUCAAAAGAUUCCAAAAUGGAUCCUCCUUGGGAAUAUUUAACCCCCUAAACCCAAACCCCUCGUCAUAAGUCAUUAGCCAUUCCCUCCCUCUCCCCUCUCUCUCUCUCUCUCUCUCUCUCUCUACAUUUACAAGUUGUUCUCCUCCCUUCAGUCUCCGACAGCAUGGCCGAAUCGAGAUGCCUAGAUGUUUCCUUGAUUGGCAAGAAGAGAAACGGAAAGGAUGACUUCGAGAAUGACGAUUUCGUCGUAGCAAAGAAGUCAGUGGUGGCGUGCAACGACCCGGCGGCUUCCCUUGCUGGUGCGAGGCACGAGUUCGGCGAGCAUGGUGGUGUCAAUAUGUCCAUCGAGGCAUCCGCCACGUUCACGGUUAUGGAGCCGGAGACGAUGCGCAGAAUGUUCACUGGGGAGCUGGGCCCCGAUCAAGAUUUCUUCAUCUACAGCCGUCACUUCAACCCUACGGUCCUGAAUCUGGGCCGUCAGAUGGCUGCGUUGGAGGGGACAGAGGCCGCCUACUGCACUGCCAGCGGCAUGUCCGCUAUCUCUACGGUGCUGAUGCAGUUGUGCGGCAGUGGUGAUCACGUGGUGGCGUCCCGGUGCUUGUACGGGGGGACCCACGCCCUGCUCACCCACUUUUUGCCCAGAGCAUGUAACAUAACGACGACAUUCGUGGACGUCAUAGACCUUGAGAUGGUGAAGGAUGCCAUGGUGGAGGGGAAGACCAAAGUACUCUACGUGGAAUCGAUGUCGAACCCUACAUUGACGGUGGCUAACGUACCGGAGCUGAGCAGGAUAGCGCAUGAGAAGGGGGUAAAGGUGGUGGUGGAUAACACCUUCGCCCCGAUGGUGGUAUCUCCGGUUCGCCUCGGUGCGGAUGUGGUGGUUCACAGUAUUUCCAAGUAUAUCAGUGGUGGGGCCGACAUAAUUGCAGGUGCGGUAUGUGGGCCGGAAAGCCUAAUAAACUCGAUGAUGGACCUUCAUCAAGGUGCCCUAAUGCUUCUGGGCCCAACAAUGAAUGCUAAGGUUGCAUUUGAGCUGUCAGAAAGGAUUCCUCAUCUAGGCCUCAGAAUGAAGGAGCACUGUCGUCGAGCAUUAGAGUAUGCUAAAAGGAUGAAGAAAUUGGGCCUGAAGGUUAUAUACCCUGGCCUCGAAGAGCAUCCUCAGCAUUCUCUUCUGAAGUCAAUGGCAAACAGUGAAUACGGGUUUGGUGGUAUUUUAUGCGUGGACAUGGAGACGGAGGAGAAAGCCAACCGGCUGAUGCACCACUUGCAGAAUUAUACCCAGUUCGGGUUGAUGGCAGUGAGUUUGGGUUACUACGAGACUCUCAUGUCAUGUUCUGGUAGUAGUACCAGCAGUGAGAUGAAUGCUGAGGAGAAGGAGUUGGCCGGCAUAUCGCCUGGGUUAGUAAGGAUGUCCAUUGGCUAUAGUGGAACUCUUGACCAGAGGUGGAGCCAAUUUGAGAAGGCACUAACUAGAAUGCAGCAGGAAUUCAGCAAUAAGAACUGAUAACCAAGGUAAAAGUUUUUAUGGUGAACCGGAGUAAUAUCUUCUAUGACUGUAUAGUCAUAUGUGUUUAUGACGCUUUAUUGUGUUCUUAACUAAGACAGCCUGAGGAUGAAUUGUUGCUUCAAUAUGUUCUAUGUUUGUUUAAAUAUUAUGUUGGUGCUUUACCAUAA